GUAGUAGUAUUGGUGUUUACGGGACCGUCAGUCAGCACAGUCAAACGAGAAGUCAAUACCAACUCGACACGCAAUCCCCAAUCAUCUACAACAUAACCGUAGACAGAACUGUAGACUGGGGAGACCACAACCAACUCUACGCUGUCCCUUUUUACGAAUCACCCGAACUAGAGUAUGGAGAACACCAGCUCGACGUAACCGUCGACCGCCAAUGGACACCACAAUGGAAACGUUUCAUCUUUGACUUUUUGACCAUCCGCGUCAAAAACGAUACGACCGAUUCAAAUCACUUUAUGGUCGACGAAAGCGAUCCGAUAGUGCGCUACACCGGCAACUGGGAAAAGGAAGCUUCGGCAAAGUAUAACUACAAGGGAACCACCCACAAGGCUAGCUCUAGUGGAUGUGUAUCGAUACUGCCGUUCUCUGGAAACGCCAUCGAAGUCUAUGGCGCCUUUCGGAGUUCGAGUAACGACUCGGCCUCCAUCAUAUCCUUCCAAAUCGACGACGGGCCCAAAUACAAUUUCGACUCUUUCAACACUCAGGGCAAGAUACAUCCCGCUGUUCGACUAUUUUCGAGGGCCGGUAUAACAGAAGGUCAACACACCCUUCGUAUGGAGUCACUCUCGAGAACAGAAGUGUGGCUCGACUAUUUCAUGUACAAAUCUUCACCUCCCGAUAAUGGCUUCUCCAACACAUCUCCUUCUUCUACUUCUACCUCUCCGUCACAAAAGUCGAAUACGGCCGCCAUCGCAGGUGGAGUGGUCGGUGGUAUCGCCGGGUUGGCGUUGCUCAUCCUUCUACUCCUCCUCUAUCGCCGAAAACGUCGAGAUCCAGCCAUAAAAGAAGGAAAAAACGACAAAACUGGUGCGUCUACAGGUUACGAAGCAGCUUCCAAACCACCCUAC
Messenger RNA from Acaulospora colombiana, 905 nucleotides. NCBI's taxonomy places the organism in Eukaryota, Fungi, Glomeromycota, Glomeromycetes, Diversisporales, Acaulosporaceae. The record is from the annotation of a GenBank genome assembly.